Exserohilum turcica Et28A is the source of this 1839-nucleotide messenger RNA. RefSeq lists its product as uncharacterized. The transcript has 4 exons. The record is from RefSeq and is a predicted model, not a curated record. NCBI's taxonomy places the organism in Eukaryota, Fungi, Ascomycota, Dothideomycetes, Pleosporales, Pleosporaceae. Gene Ontology annotation, biological process: cellular response to biotic stimulus. The coding region runs from base 1 to 1524 and encodes 507 amino acids.
AUGAGCAGCAACACUUCAGAGGAUAACUUUGAGUGGGUAGAGACGCCGCCGGCGCCCUCGCCCACGACGCCCGCGUUCGACUGCGGCGUCAAGACGACUGCGUAUCCCACGAUUGCGAACGCCCCUCUCCCUGCAGAAGGCUCGGGCCGUGAUUCGUUCAACAACUACGUGCUCAUCACGCUGCUCACGGGCAUCCCCGGCUACAUCACAUGGAGCUGGGGCAUGGGCUUCAAGACAUGGCUCUUCCUCGCCAUUGUCUUGUUCCUGCCCAUCCUCGGCCCCUUCUGGUGGCUCACGUCUGAAUUUGCUCCCCGCAAGAACGAAAAGGCCAAGCUUCCCGGCAAGCCCAUCGAGCACUACCUCAAGUUCAACAAGCCCGAAGACCGCGACGCGUACUACGGCAAGAAGCAGAUUCCCAUUGAGACGUUCCAGGAGAAGUAUUUUGAUGGCGAAGUUGAGAUCAAUGGCGACAUGCUCGAGACGCUCGAAUGGCGCCACGACUGGUCCAAGCCCCGCUUCACCCUCGGACUGAUCAAGCACUUCCUCCUUGCCAUGAUCCCAGAGAUGAUUGUCCACUCCAAGUCUCAAGACGAAGAACAGGUUCGCGACCACUACGACCGCGGCGAUGACUUUUACGGCUGGUUCCUCGGUCCCCGCAUGAUCUACACUUCUGGUAUAAUCUCCGACAUCAACACCGAGGAGAGCUUGGAACAACUGCAGGACAACAAAAUGGCAGUCGUCUGUGAGAAGAUUGACCUUCAAGAGGGUGAAAAGAUGCUCGACAUUGGCUGCGGCUGGGGCACGCUUGCAAGGUUCGCUUCGGUGAACUACGGCGCGAACGUCACCGGUAUCACGCUUGGUCGCAACCAGACUGCCUGGGGCAACAACGGCCUCAGGAAAGCUGGCAUUGAGGCGGACCAGUCCAACAUUCUCUGCAUGGACUACCGCGAGAUUCCUGUUCCUUCUGGUGGCUACAACAAGAUCACUUGCCUGGAGAUGGCUGAGCACGUCGGUGUUCGUCACUUGGGAGGUUUCUUCCGUCAGGUCUACGACAUGCUCGACGACGAUGGUGUCUUCUUCCUCCAGAUUGCCGGUCUCCGUAAGGCCUGGCAAUUCGAGGACUUCACCUGGGGUCUCUUUAUGAACAAGUACAUUUUCCCUGGUGCCGAUGCCUCCACUCCGCUCGGUUUCGUCGUUGACACCCUUGAGGGUGCCGGUUUUGAAGUCAAGAUGGUCGACACUAUUGGUGUGCAUUACUCUGCUACUCUCUGGAGGUGGUACCGUAACUGGCUUGCCAACAAGGACAAGGUUGUUGCCAAGUACGGCAUCCGUUGGUUCAAGAUCUGGGAGUACUUCCUCGCCUAUUCCACCAUCACUUCUCGCCAGGGCAGCGCUACUUGCUUCCAAAUCACCUGUGUCAAGAACCUCAACGCUGUUCACCGCAUUGACGGCAUCAAGACUCAGUUCAGUCUCGCUGGUGCCCUCGCUGCUAGCAAGGCGAAGCUUGCUUCCAAGGCCCAAUAGAGGCGCUUUACCGCAACGUUCCACGCCGUGUUGUUUCAACAUAUUUUACUCUGGAUCAGGAAUCGAGGGUGGAAGAGACACCGCCGUACACAAGGACGAACCAUAUCACAGAAUACAGGGCACUGUGAACACAAGUCAUGGGUCUGGUUUCGGUCUCAAAGUGACCGUGCCAGACAGCUGCUGCCGGUCAAAGGAAAAGGCUUUGGCCCCCAACCAGUCCUCAUGGGCAAAUAAUCCAUCGGUAAAUAUGAUAACGUAGCAUACAUAAUGACUCGAUCUAGCAUGUAGAAACAAUCAAACGCUACGCAUUUGAAC